Molecule: messenger RNA, 1373 nt
Organism: Actinia tenebrosa (Australian red waratah sea anemone)
Lineage: Eukaryota; Metazoa; Cnidaria; Anthozoa; Actiniaria; Actiniidae
Source: RefSeq, a predicted model, not a curated record
GUUUGUUUACCUGGUUUGCAUAUCAGCAUUGGUGUUUUCAAUAGGCUGUAUGACCUCCUCCGACAAGCACUUCACAAAGUGGAUUUACUGGUAGCUGAUGAUCUAGCAAAAUCAAACAAUAAAACUGGGUGUGAUGCUUUUCAAGAUUUUGUAAAGUCAUUGUCAUUGUAUGAAGAAACAAAACUGAAAGAAAGCACUUUGAUUGAAGAGGCAAGAGCUUGUGAACAUGAUGCAAUGUUUUCAUUACUGAAUUCCACUGAUGGAGACAAAGACAGUGAAAACAUCUUUAAAAGAGCUGAUGAGUUACGCCAUCAAGCUGAUGAACUGAACAGACAAGCAGAAUUACAGGCAAAGACUUCAAAACUAAAAAUUGGAGAUGGACCAUGCGCAAAGAAACUAGAAAAAGUUCUCAAAGAAAUCGGGGCAGAGAGACAAUCGUACCAUGGUGGAAGCUUUAACGGAAAUCAUACUGAUAAAUGUCUUAAGGCCAAAAACAUCAAUUUGCUCUCAAGUGUUGCAGUUGAAGUAUGCAGUGAGCUUGGCAUUGAGUUAUGGGAAGCUGAAAUGGUUCAAGAUCAGUUCUCUCAAGUGCUUAAUUCUUACAACAAUGUACACAAGACUAUGAACAAAGCUGUCAAACUUAGUGAUGAAGAAAUAACUAAACUAGAAUCAGAUAUCAAAACAUUUUUGGCACUAUAUCGCCACUUUUUUCCGUCAGCAAGCAUCUUCCCCAAGCUACACUUUUUAGAAGAUCACAUGGUUAGCUGGGUUAGGAAAUACAACACAGGAGUAGGUUUACUUGGGGAGCAAGGCAUCGAGUCCAUACAUCACUCAUUCAAUGAGUUAAAACGUACAUACUCAAGUGUGAGAAACCGUGUGGACCAGGYAAAAUAUAUGCUUGAGGAACAUCACAGAAGAUGCCAUCCUGACAAUAUAAGCAAAGUACCCCUAAAGAAAACAAGGAAGAUUUGCAAAGAACAAUGAAAAACAAGGUUGCAUAACUAACACAUAAACAAGAGYUGAGRAUAAUGACUUUGUACUUACCCCUUUCGCAUGAAGUACCAAAAGGCCUCCAUUUUUUCCUCUUUCGGGAGACUUUUAUAGUUUUUCCAAGAAAUAUCCUUGUACUUUUCCGCGGCCAUUAUCAACCAAAGACAACCGAUAUUACUGUUAAAAACCUUCGAGCUUGAAGUUUAAUGGCGGGAAAAACAAAAAUGACGCGCGUGGCAAUUCCCAGGGCGGGAAAACAGAUCGAAGGAAUGAUCGUCUUUGUGGUUUAGAAUUACAGAUAAAAAUAAUAGUACAUAAAUCUUUGUAAAAAAAAUGUUAGUAGAAUAUGAAUUGUAAAUACAGCACACCAACUGAAUACCUAA